CAGAAACAUGAUCGGGCAGUGUAGCUCGAGAUUGUCCCUGAACUGAUGAAAUUGGCUAAAAGGAGUUGCCAUAUAUAUUAUUCGUUGACAACAGGACUCAGUUGAUAUGCUCUUCAGUAACCCUUGAUCCGAAGGAGUAUGUAAUAGACAGGUUUCAAUUAAAAUCAUGGCGACCGAUGAUAGUUCACUCCUGAAAGAACUUGAGUGUUCCAUCUGCUGCGAAGAGUACCGAGAGCCGGUGAUCGCAGGGGGCUGCAAUCAUUCCUUUUGCAUGAACUGCUUGCGGCGCUACAUCGAGAAGAAGGCAAGGUGUGGUGAGUUCCUGUGUCCGCUAUGCAGAGAGUUGUGCACGGUCCCGGCCAGUGGAAUAAGCGGACUUGGCAAAAACUUUACUCUCGAAAAUAUUAUCAGGAAGUACAAUGAUGUCAGGAAAGGUUUGAACCAGAUAAAAUGGGACAAGUGUACUUUCUGUGCAGACAGCGAUAAAAAAGUCAGCUCGUCCCUCGCUUGCCUUCAGUGCGAUAGUAUCAGUCUCUGCAAGGACUGCGGCCUGGAGCAUGCGAACCACCCAAAGACUGGAAACCAUGUUGUCGUAUCGUUAUGCGAAUUACAUGGCAAGCCCCUUAGUCAGUUUUGUAAGAGUUGCAGUAGGGCUAUAUGCGUAGUGUGUUUUGGGAAACAUUCUAACAGCAUUGAUCAUGAUGUUGUUGACUACAAAGACGUGAUUAAGAUUGAUAAAGAAGACAUUGAAAUUAUUGCAAAAAAGGCAGAGCAGAAAACAGGACAACUGACCAAGCAGGUUAUUGAGUUGGAGAGACUGAUGAUAGCAAGAAAUGAUAAAAUAGACGAUGCGAGAAAAAACGCCGUCGAACACUUCACCGCCGGAAAAAAGAAGUAUGAAGAAAACAUUGCCUAUUACACAGAGUGUGCUGAGUACCACCGUGUGCAGACGGAACUGAUGAACCAGAAAAAAGACGAAAAUACCUACCAAAGUACGAGAAUUCAGGAGUUAGAAGAACAGUUUCUGAACCACCUUGCGAAGGACCAUCUAAUGAAUACUGAUGAAAUAAAAGAUGCCAUCUGGAGUACCACUACCAUACAAGAAGACAUACGAGAAGGGAUGGAGCAAAGUGAUGCGUUGAUUUCCGAAAAACUCCUAACAGACAAUCUCCACGAUGAGAUCACCAAGACCAAGACGGAACUGCAGGAACUCACUGUUGCAUCAGAAACUGAUAGGGUAGCGACGUUGCAGGAGUGGAUGAAAACCGGUGGUGGUCUGAGUGAGGAGUACGUAGCGACGGCGGGGCAGUUUUCAUCAGCUUCACUAAGCAUCGAGCUGAAGUUUUCAGAGGGUAGGUUCAGUGUAUGGGGUGUAUCGUGCAUGUCCAGUGAACGCAUAGCUGGCGCUGUCUGGUCAGCUGGAUCUUUCAGAAUAUUACUGUGGAAUCUACCCUACCUGGCACCAGAAGAAAUUGCGAAAGAUGAUGUUGCUAUCAUAUACAUAGCAGCAUUGGGACAUGACAAGCUGGUUGUCCUGCGCCGAGUAUCACCAAUCCUGAAAGUCAUCGAUGUUGUGACAGGAACGACACGGGAUAUCGAUGUAAAGCUUCCGAAAGUGGCAAUAGAGAAAUUGUGGUCUGUGGAGGUUGCUUACCGGGGACACUUCCUGGUAACAUAUAAAGACACGAACAUGAAACACCACAUAAUUCUGACCGACAACGAAGGGGUUCUUAUUCAAGACAUUGAAGUUGAUCAUGUUUACCGACCUACGUUAUGUAGAAUGACUGGUGUGAUUACAAUAUGUACCAACUUGACCGACACAGUCUCAUGCUACCAUCUGAAUGAUAACAGUCUAGACGAAGUUCUGUCCGUUCAUCAUGGUGUGGAUGGGUUUCAUUGCAAUGAUAUUUGCUCAAGUAGUCUUGGGGAGAUAUUCAUUGUCGGGAGGAUGACAGGAGAACCACCGCGGGAGAUCAGGUUAUAUCAGCUUGACAUUGACUUGGACAAUAAAACUGUGUCAAUGAAGCGAAUAGAUAUAAAUGAUAUAGAUAUCAGAUCCAACGAUGUUCCAAGGUGUUCUGUAAAUGGUGACUGCCUGGUUAUCGGGCACUAUAACACGGUUCAAGUACUAAAGCUUUCGGCAUGAAAUGUCUUUUGCUUUGAUGAAAACCUAGGGUUUAGUAUAUUAUACACAAUUUUUUGGUUCUCAAAAGGAAUUGUUGAUACAAAAAUUAUUUUCAAAGAUUUUUAUGGUUGAUAUCGCAUUCAGUGAGCGGGAAAAGACCUUGUCUGACCCAACUUGGGAAGCCUCGAGGAAAACUACGCUAGGUUAGGUUGGUUAUUUGGUCAUCAUGAUAAUCAAAUGUUAGCUGCCGCUGCGAUUGUCUUUUAAUGAUUCUUCUCCAUCCCACUAAUCCUGCAACAUGGUGAAUUAUCACACAAACGCUUGGGCAGAGCGUCCCAUCGCAGCUAAAAAACGCGCAAAUGGAUUCAGGAUAUGUAAAAUUGAUUUAGUUAUUGAAUGUAAUACAAUACAUGUACAUACCUUACACGUGCAUUCAAUCAGGUCAAAUGACUGAUGCGGGCUUUGGCCAACAAGGAUUGCGCAAUUCGUUUUUUCCUACACUCUGUACAAGUAUUCUGUAAGCUCGAGAUUCUUACAUUGAGAGUCAAAUUGGUUAGAUAUAUUGCCGUGUACUAAAUAUGUGGAAUUUCAGACGAAAAUGUUCCACACACUUGAUUGAGAAAUGAAUGGCGCUGUCAGGCCGGUUAAUAAAUAUGUCCGAAUUUCAUACAUUCUGCCUGAAUUCCGUGCUUACAUGUACAUUAUGAAAUAUUUACAUACUCUGAUCCAUCAUACAUGUAUCUAUAUGUAACAUUUACAUAAUACUCGUUGCAGUGUAACAUUGAAAUACCGUAUCAUGUACUGUAUACAUACUGUAUUAGUAAUAAUACAAAAUCCUCUCCUUUUCGAAAGAUGAGUUAGUCAUUAAAUGUAAUUCGUA
This is a messenger RNA of Lineus longissimus, 3005 nucleotides long. Its product is annotated as E3 ubiquitin-protein ligase Midline-1-like. Gene Ontology annotation, molecular function: zinc ion binding. Bases 167 to 2146 code for a protein of 659 amino acids. The record is from RefSeq and is a predicted model, not a curated record. The transcript has 3 exons. Lineage: Eukaryota; Metazoa; Nemertea; Pilidiophora; Heteronemertea; Lineidae.